Cavenderia fasciculata is the source of this 654-nucleotide messenger RNA. RefSeq names its product UMP-CMP kinase (gene pyrK). Gene Ontology annotation, cellular component: nucleus; cytoplasm. Gene Ontology annotation, biological process: UDP biosynthetic process; CDP biosynthetic process; 'de novo' pyrimidine nucleobase biosynthetic process. Bases 1 to 654 code for a protein of 217 amino acids. The record is from RefSeq and is a predicted model, not a curated record. Lineage: Eukaryota; Evosea; Eumycetozoa; Acytosteliales; Cavenderiaceae. The transcript has 3 exons. Gene Ontology annotation, molecular function: UMP kinase activity; ATP binding.
AUGGAAUCAAAGAUAAUAGAUAAAUCAACAACUAGUUCAGACAAAAUGAUGAAUAGACUAACAAAUAUAAUAUCAACCAUAUCAAAGAAACCAGGUGUUGUUUUUGUGUUGGGUGGUCCUGGAAGUGGCAAGGGUACUCAAUGUGCCAAGAUUGUUCAAGAGUUUGGAUAUGUUCACUUGUCGGCUGGUGACUUGUUGCGUGAAGAACAAGCAUCUGGUUCAAAGAAUGGUGAUAUGAUUGCCACUAUGAUCAAGAAUGGUGAAAUCGUACCAUCUGUCGUCACUGUCAAUCUUCUCAAAGAUAGAAUCCUCAGAGAUCCAUCCAAGAAUUACCUUGUUGAUGGUUUCCCAAGAAAUGAAGAAAAUAAUAAUUCUUGGACUGAUAAUAUGAAAGAUAUUGUUGAUACCAAGUUUGUAUUAUUCUUUGAUUGCCCAGAACAAGUUAUGACCGAAAGAUUACUUGGUAGAGGUGUAAGCAGUGGUAGAACAGAUGAUAACUUGGAAUCGAUUAAAAAGAGAUUUGUCACCUUUAACAACCAAACUAAAUUGGUUGUCGAUUAUUAUGGAAAGCAAUCACGUGUCAAGAUUGUCGAUUCAAACAGACAUGUUGAUCAAGUAUUUGAUGAUGUCAAGAAAAUCUUUUCAUCUCUUUAA